This is a messenger RNA of Saccharomyces mikatae IFO 1815, 1938 nucleotides long. RefSeq names its product Utp5p (gene UTP5). The record is from RefSeq and is a predicted model, not a curated record. Gene Ontology annotation, cellular component: nucleolus. The transcript has a single exon. Gene Ontology annotation, molecular function: protein binding. Gene Ontology annotation, biological process: maturation of SSU-rRNA from tricistronic rRNA transcript (SSU-rRNA, 5.8S rRNA, LSU-rRNA). NCBI's taxonomy places the organism in Eukaryota, Fungi, Ascomycota, Saccharomycetes, Saccharomycetales, Saccharomycetaceae. The coding region runs from base 1 to 1938 and encodes 645 amino acids.
AUGGAUUCACCUGUUGUACUUUCCGCUUACGACCCAUCAGGUCAAUAUUUGUGCUACGUGACCGUAGCUUUGGACAAACAACGUAUUGGUGUGCAGCCCACUCAGAGGGCUACUACUUCCGGGGUUGAUGCUGUAUGGAAUGAUAAUUUUCUGUAUUUAGAAGAUUCAAAAUUGAAAGUGACAUGUUUGAAGUGGGUGACCUUGGCUUCUUCAGACACAGUGGCUAUUAUAUUAGGUAUGAAUAGCGGUGAGAUUUGGUUAUAUUCGGUACUGGCCAACGAGGUCACUUACAAAUUUACUACAGGCAAUUCUUACGAAAUUAAAGACUUGGAUUUGAUGGGCAACGAAUUGUGGUGUAUCGACUCCAGCGACGCAUUUUAUCAGUUCGAUCUUUUAGAAUUUAAACUGUUGCAGCAUUUCAGGAUAAGCGACUGCGUUCAAUUGAACAAGCUAACCAUUGUUCCUACAGGAAAUUCAAUCACAAAGCUUUUGGUGGCAUCUCAUUCCAUUUCUUUGAUCGAUAUCGAAGAAAAGAAGGUUAUAUCGACGUUUCCAGGUCAUGUAUCUCCAGUAUCGACGCUGCAAAUUAUAACCAAUGAUUUCUUCGUAUCUGGUGCAGAAAAUGAUAGAUUUUUGAACGUAUACGAUAUUCAUUCUGGUAUGACCAAAUGCGUCCUUGUGGCUGAGUCAGAUAUCAAAGAGUUGUCCCAUUCAGGCCAAGCUGAUUCGAUCGUAGUAACGACUGAGGAUGGUAAUUUAGAAAUCUUCGUUGACCCACUGGUAUCGAAUUCAACAAAGAAAAGAGGUAACAAGUCCAAAAAAUGUAGUAAAAAGAUUCAAAUUGCUAGUAAAGACGGCAAAAAGAUCCCGAUUUAUAACGCCUUCGUUAAUAAAGAAGUUUUGAAUGUGUCAUGGUUACAAAAUGCUACAAUGCCUUUCUUCAAGAACUUGCAAUGGAGAGAAUUACCCAAUGAAUAUACCGCUGAAAUUUCCUUAAGUUGGAAUAUUAAGAAUAGAUCCGCCAAUCGUGAUUUACAUGGUACAGACCUUGCUUCAGCUACCAAUUAUGUGGAAGGUAACGCGAGGGUCACUUCUGGAGAUAAUUUUAAGCAUGUUGAUGAUGCUAUAAAGAGCUGGGAAAGAGAAUUGACUUCCUUGGAACAAGAGCAAGCUAAAUCCCUGCACCCAAAUGAACUAUUGACGGAAACUUUUGGUGACAAGCUGGAAUCAAGCACUGUCGCAAGACUCAAUGGGAAGAAGAAUAAUUUAAAGGGUUCCAAUCUCAAGACUGCCACCACAACAGGUACAGUAACAGUCAUUUUGUCGCAAGCAUUACAGUCUAAUGAUCAUUCACUAUUGGAGACAGUGCUCAAUAACCGUGAUGAAAGAGUCAUUAGAGAUACCAUUUUCCGUCUGAAACCAGCCUUGGCUGUCAUCCUCUUGGAAAGGUUGGCGGAGAGAAUUGCAAGACAAACCCAUCGUCAAGGCCCAUUGAACGUUUGGGUAAAAUGGUGCUUGAUCAUUCAUGGUGGCUAUUUGGUUUCCAUCCCAAAUUUGAUGUCCACUUUAUCGUCGUUGCAUUCCACUUUGAAAAGGCGCUCCGAUUUACUACCAAGAUUACUAGCACUGGAUGCCAGGUUAGAUUGUACCAUAAAUAAGUUCAAGAGUUUGAAUUAUGAAACAAGUGACAUCUACCUAUCAGAACCAGUUAUCGAAGAAGAUGAGGAAGAGGUUGAAUAUAAUGAGGAACUCGAUGAUGCCGGUCUUAUAGAAGAUGGCGAAGAGUCUUAUGGAAGUGAAGACGAAGGCAGUGAUAGUGGUAACGAAGAGGAAGACGAAAAGGAAUAUACCUCAUCUAAACAAGACGGUCACUUGGAAGGAGAGCAUACCAACCCUGAAGAGGAAGAAGCAGGUUAUAGUGAUGUUGAAAUGGAAUAG